Messenger RNA from Grosmannia clavigera kw1407, 210 nucleotides. RefSeq lists its product as uncharacterized. The record is from RefSeq and is a predicted model, not a curated record. The transcript has a single exon. NCBI's taxonomy places the organism in Eukaryota, Fungi, Ascomycota, Sordariomycetes, Ophiostomatales, Ophiostomataceae. Bases 1 to 210 code for a protein of 69 amino acids.
AUGGAGCUCAACACAAACACAUCGUCUGAAACCUCUCAGGCGGCGACGCUAUCGCCGGCCGUAGCCUCUCGCCAUUGCGACUCUAUAGUCUUGAGAGGAGCGGCUCUUAAUGGACCAAUUUCUCUCGAGAACGGGAAGAAGCGCGUGGAGAACUUCCGGCUCUGGCUUGCCUCUAUAGCCACUUUCAAGAGUAUUGCCACGACGACCUAG